ACUAUUUCCGUCGACUCUGCAGAGCCAUCUUCACUUCCAUCUGCUGUAGGGGCUCAGCACCAAACCGGGGCACAUAGAACUGACAUUGGAGUACACAGUACUCUCACCAGUUCUAAUGAAACCAGGCCAAACUCUGGCACUGAGAGGGGUCCUAUCGCCACUGGGCGGGAUGAAUCAAGUCAACGUACUUCAAGUACCAUACAGCAGCACCAAACUCAGGCAGAAAUGGCUUUGUGUCUCGAGGCUCAGACCAGUCGGAUUGCUGUUGCUGCCUCUAAGGCUGCAAUGAAACGGCAACAAGCAAGUGGGCUACUUUUAAAUUCUAGUAAGGAGGCUAAUGAGACCUCUUCUGUGACGGCAACAACAGAUGCUAUCUCCGCUGAUAGUGGCUGGACAGGUUCAGGUCAGCCACGU
Messenger RNA from Protopolystoma xenopodis, 414 nucleotides. NCBI's taxonomy places the organism in Eukaryota, Metazoa, Platyhelminthes, Monogenea, Polystomatidea, Polystomatidae. The record is from the annotation of a GenBank genome assembly.